CCUUCCAGCAGCCAUCCAUCCAUCCAUCCAUCCAUCCAUCCAUCCAUUCGUUGUUGAUGUUAGAGCGGUGAUGGAGAAGCCGAGGGACCGCUGCCGGCGCCGCUAAGCUAGCAGCGACUCAGCCCGGCCCCGACGAACCGACACCGAGAGGCGGAUAGAGGGAGAGGAUGGAAACGGUCGAGCAGCUCGUCUCUUUUCACCACAUUCAGGUCCAGUUGAGCGGGGGCGCGCCUUGGGGGUUCACGCUGAAAGGAGGUCUUGAGCACGGCGAGCCGCUCAUCAUCACUAAAAUCGAGGAUGGAGGGAAGGCCGCCCACUGCAAGAAGCUGAAAGUCGGCGAUGAACUCAUCAACAUAAACGGAUCUGCCCUCUACGGCAGCAGGCAGGAAGCCCUCAUCCUCAUCAAGGGAUCCUACAGGAUACUGAAGCUCACAGUCAGGAGACGCAGCGUUCCUCUCAUCAGGCCUCACUCCUGGCACCUGGCAAAGCUACCGGAGCUCCCCCUCCCUCCCCCUCCACCUCCUCCUCCUCCCCCUCCACCUCUGCCGCCCUGCCUCCCCGCCACCGACUCCCCUCCACUCCCUCCUCCACCUCCACCUCCGUCUGCCAUGCAGCUCCACCCCGGACAGUACUCACUACCCUGGCACACAACUGACAACAGUGACUUGUCCAUGCAGUGGGGUCAGCUGUCCAGGCCUUACUCCUCCACCGACCGAAGCAGUUCUCUGGGCUCCAUGGAGAGCUUGGACACUCCGACGCCCACCACACAGCCGUACUCCGACUCCCAUAAUUCACCCGUCGACCCAACCCUCUUCAACAACAAGAGAGACUCUGCCUACAGCUCCUUCUCGGCCAGCUCGAACACAUCAGACUACGCCACGGUGCCACUAAGGCCCGGAGAAGCCUGCUCCAUGGAUAACCUCCUCCAGAGCCUGGGGCCGACUUGUCAAGGUGACAGCAGGUCAUCUGGUGAGGCCCCAGAUGAGGCGCAGCUGAUUGCACACAAGUCCAGAUCCCUGACGAGGCCAAGACCGAGGCAUGUCGAGGUGAAAGAGAGGCCUUCAUCCUGCUGUUAUGAGCAGGAGCGGAGGGUAGAUGUUGAGAUUGUAAGAAAUGGAGAAAGGGGAGCAGACAGAAAGAUGAACCCCCCUCAGCCUCCGACUAGGAAGGAUAGUUUUAGGGCCACCCGGAGCCACCCUAAUGCUGCCAGCCAACGUUGCGCUUCAGCUCCUAUCGAAAACUCCAGUGUUUCUUGUUAUUUUGAGGAAAACAAGUCCUCUCUGAAUGUUGAAUCAGGACUUCCUAAUGGCAUCCCUGUGUCAGAAGAAGGUGAUCAAACCGAGAGUUUCAAAGAGGAAAGUGUAGACUCGCAUUAUAUCCAAAGACACAUCAGAUGUGAGACCGGUGCUAAUAAAGACUACAAGUCAGAGACCACCUCAGAUCACCUCUCUGACUCAGUGACAGUCUCCCCAGUCCCUACAAUCCCCUCUGGUCCUUCAUCUUUACCUGCCGAAUCCUCUUUAGAGGCUCAAGGGGCGAUCACACGCUCCCAGACAAAGCACUCUUCUGGACUGCACCGGCACAGCGCGCCUGAGAAGCUACUAGCUACACAACUUCAGUUAUUGCAGUUCAACAGGGACAGCCCUUCACUGGAGCCUUACAGUCUGUCAAACGUGUCAGAUCCCUCCUUGUCCCCUUGUAGCAGUCAGUGGUCCCACUCUUCACUCCAACCCGCCACAGAAGACCAGGAAGCUUCUCACAACCACCUUAAUGCACCAUCACACAAAUGGGGAGGCAGUCGAUGCUCAACUCCUGGAUCUGUGUUCUUGGACGGUGACGAUGGAUAUUCAGGUGAAAGGCUGGAAGAGAUUAAUGUAAAUGGCAGUUCUGCCUCACCAGUUCAUCAUCACAUCUCAUGGGGCCGCUCUGUAAGUGUACCAGUGGAACCCACAAAAUCAUCAACGCAGGAAAGAUUGAGCUCUGACACAAUACUGGAGAGUGACUUUGUGCCUCUUAGUGCUGCUGCCAGUGUGGACACUCUCCUGGAGGAACAAAGAGCAGGGGAGAGGGGUAGAAGUGGCGGGAGAAAGGAGGAGGGUGUAGAUGGAGAGGCAGUCAUGAAAAAGUCAAACUCAUCCAGAAACCAUCGACGGAACCGUCGUCGCAGUGAGCGUUUUGCUACUAAUCUUCGCAAUGAGAUUCAGAGGAAAAAGGCCCAGCUUCAGCGUAGUCGUGGCCCAGGAGGGUUGCUCUGUAGUGGAGAAACUGUCCAGGAAGAGGAGGACCCAGACCUCAGUGAAGAAGGACCAGAACCAGACCUGCCUGCACAGGAUAAGAAUGCCAAAGUUGCAUUUGCCUUCCCUGCUGUUCCCCUAGAUUCCCAGAGCUCCUCAGCAGUCAAGACAUCAAACAACUCGAAUAAAUCAAACCAUGAUGUCUUGCAGUCCACAGCUUACCCUCAGAGCAACAACAUCUCCAAGUCUGUUCAAAUUCUAGACCCAGGUGUGCCUAGUUUUGGUCUAGGCAUCCGAGUUGUAGAAGAACCAGCUCCUGCUGGUAAGGCCCGGCGAUGGCGUUGGACCCCUGAGCAUAAACUUCAGCCUGAACCUGAUCCAGAUCGACGACAUGGAGUCUCGGGUGAGAGGGUAUUAGGGGUCACGGGGUCACGUCACGGGGUUUGUUCCUUCACCUCCUCAUCCACUUCCUCCUACAGUCGCUCCUCUUCAUGCUCUCGAAUGGAGGAGUCGGAUAUCCUUCCAUUUGCAGAUAGAAUGAAGUUUUUUGAGGCGACUAGCAAAGGCAUGUCCGUGCCAAAUGCUUUGAGUCUGUCGAGUUGCAGGCAGAAGAAAACCUCCGACCAUCUGGAGCACCAGGGGGGAGAGCUGGAUCAGCAUCCAGCCCAAAGGAGAUACUCAUAUCAAGGAGGACUUAAGCAGGAAAAUGCCCUGCUUCCAAACGCUAUGGAGGCCAGGAGGCAGUCUGUGAGUAACUUCAGGGAGAGGCAGAAAGAGAAGGAGAGGGAACAAGAGAGGGAAAGGGAAAGAGAACGGGAAGAGAGGCUAAGAGAAAGGGAGAGGCAACAGGAGAAGGAAAGACAAAUGAGGGAACUAGAAAAGGAGAGUGCAAGGCUGAGGGAGAUUCAGCGGGAGAGGGAACGAGAGGAGAGGGUGAGGCAGUGGGAGAGGGAGAGGCAGAGGGAACUGGGGCUGCAAAGGGAAAAAGAGAUGGAGGUAGUCAGAGAGAAGGAAAGACUCAAAGAACGAGAGAAAGAGCUUGAGAGAGAACGAGAGAAGGAAAGGGAAGAAAAUUCUCAGCUCAACUCCCAUCAAGAGUUUUAUGGCACUUCUGGCAUCAAGGACAGAAACCAAGACUUCCAGCACAACGACAACUUCCAUAACUUCCAGCCCAAGCCUCAGGUGUUCUCCCAUGGCCAAACCCAGAAUCAAGUCCCACGGUCGGCUUUUCAUCCAGUCAACACUCCCUCCCAGCUGUUGGAGAACCAGCAACCUCUACAUCAGGGAUACACAGCGAGGAGCUACACACCCACAGAGACAUAUCUGGCCCGGCAGCAGGAAACCACCAGGCUCAACAGGAAGUACAGCCUGACCGAGAGGGACUGGAGGCGUGAGUCCAGACCACCAGAGAGCACCAAUCAGCAGCACCUCCAUCAGGGUCGCUGGGGUCCCAGGCAGACCAGCAGCAGCAGCAGUGAUGACUACAGCGGACACUCCUUUGCCCCUCCACCUGCACCUCUUCUCCGAGGACGAGCCAUGUCAGAGAACGACCUCCGCUUCGACGGCAGCCACCGCUGGUCGCCGUCGAUCUCCUCGGCUGCCAGUCAGACCCUGAGCAAGGUGGAGGAAGGAGGCGGCGGCGAGGGGGAAGAUGCUACCAGCAACGCCAGGCAAAACAGGAAAAAGACGCCACCUCCCCCGAGGCCGCCGCCGCCCAAGUGGGAGCAAUUCCACCGCCGGCGUUCAUCCCACCACGCCUUGUUCUCUUCUUCUUCUUCUGCUGCUCCUCAGUCCAACCCUCCUCAGACCCACUCCUCCUCCUACAUCCCUCCACCUGAGGAGUCCAGGCAGAGGUCCUACAGCCUCCCUCCGGAGAGGCACAAGGCGUCGGACAGCUGCCCAAGAUGCAGCUGCAGCCAAACCCCAGAGAUUCCCCGCGGCCCGUCCAAUCAGAGCCAGGCUCCGUUUCAGGAAGUGUCCUUUUCUGUCGCCCCGCCCAGUCCCAUGUUCUCCAGGAGGGCCUUCAGACCGGUGGCACCUCCCCCAGAGAGAAAAGGAGGGAAACCUCCACCUACACCACCACCGACUCCAGCAGCAGAGACCGGCGUGAGCAGUGUAUCGAUGGUGGAUGUGAGUCCAGACCAGGACAGGAUUCCAGUGAAACCUCACAAACAGCAGCUCAAUGUGAGACCUGGAGCUGAGUGGGAGAGAACUCCAUCUCCCAGAGUUCACAGCGACACCGUUCUUCACCCGCUCUUAGAAAAUGGAGAUGCUGGUGGGUAGGUUCCCCUACUUCCUCGUACUUCAAUCAAACUGAUUACGAGCAGCAAGCAGCAGCUCUGUAUGAACAGAGGCUUCCCGAUCGAAGAGCAGCAGAAGAUCCUCGAACCGGGAACAGAAUCUGAGACGACCCUCAGCCCGAGUCCCGCUCACAGCCUGGAGGCCGACCUGGAGCCCAUGGAGACGGACAUCGACGACUUCCAGGGAGAGGAGCUUCCGGCGGAGGACGUGCCCAUCACCAGCGAGCUGCCCUGCUUCGCUCUGCCUGUCACCGUCCUGGAGACGGACAUCGACACGCUGCCGGAGGCUUCGCCGUCAGGCAGGACAGAGAGCAGCUCCCUGGAGGAGGAGCUGGAGGCCGGGGGACGGCAGCAGAGAGGGCUGAGCCUGGAGGAGCUGUUCCCUCAGAAGCGAGGGGAGUCGGGCACAGAGGGCUGGAGAGGAGCCUACCAAACCACGGAGCACAACACCGACAAGAUUUUGGAUAGGUGAGGAGGAGAGGCUUAAGCGGUCCGGUGCAGCUCCAGCUGUUCGUCUUAUUACAGCACAUCAGCCGCCAAGCGUCAGAUCCUGUCCCAGAUGAAGGACUUCACCGAUAACAGGGAGCGGGGCGAGGACGACGAGCUGACCUACAAGAAACAGCUUAUGGAAAGCUCCGCGAAGAAGCUGGGAGUGCUGAGGGAGCUCAGAGGGGGUCUGCAGGGACGACAUCCGAAGCCCAACGCACAGCUGGGAGAGGAGGUGGAGAACAUGGUGGUGUCAGUGUGCAAACCCAAUGAGGUGGACAAGUUCCGCAUGUUCAUCGGCGACCUGGACAAAGUGGUGAGUCUGCUGCUGUCGCUGUCUGGGAGGCUGCUGAGGGUGGAGACGACGCUGGACACACUGGACCCUGAGACAGAGCACCAUGAGAGGCUCCCCCUGCUGGAGAAGAAGCGUCAGCUCAUGAGGCAGCUGUCCGAGGCUCAGGACCUGAAGGACCACGUCGACCGGCGAGAGCAGGCCGUCAGCCGGGUGUUGGCCCGAUGCCUCUCUCCAGAGCAGCACAGAGACUACAGGUACCGAGGUUUAUUCAGCCGACGAUGUUUUAUGUCCACCGUUUAGUAGUAAGGCGCCACAUGUAGCUCACAGAACAGGAACACAAAUAAACCAUGUGAAAGUUCACAAAACUCCUUCAAUGUGUUUGUCUGGCACGCUCUAAAUCAGGGGUGUCACACAUACGGCCCGCGGGCGAAAGCUGUCCCUCCAGAGGGUCCAGUCCGGCC
Acanthochromis polyacanthus (spiny chromis) is the source of this 5776-nucleotide messenger RNA. RefSeq names its product shroom family member 4 (gene shroom4). The record is from RefSeq and is a predicted model, not a curated record. Gene Ontology annotation, molecular function: actin filament binding. Gene Ontology annotation, biological process: actin filament organization. Gene Ontology annotation, cellular component: adherens junction; apical junction complex; apical plasma membrane. NCBI's taxonomy places the organism in Eukaryota, Metazoa, Chordata, Actinopteri, Pomacentridae.